Messenger RNA from Ambispora leptoticha, 476 nucleotides. The record is from the annotation of a GenBank genome assembly. NCBI's taxonomy places the organism in Eukaryota, Fungi, Glomeromycota, Glomeromycetes, Archaeosporales, Ambisporaceae.
GUCCUCCGCCUGGACCACCACCUGGGCCACCACCUGCAAAUUUAGGUCCUCCGCCUGGACCACCACCUGGACCUCCACUUGCAAAUUUAGGUCCUCCGCCUGGACCACCACCUGGACCACCACCUGCAAAUUUAGGUCCUCCGCCUGGACCACCACCUGGACCACCACCUGCAGAUUUAGGUCCUCCACCUGGUCCGCCACCACCUUUAAAUCCAUCGCAAUACGUUCAACAGCAAAUGGACCAAUCUGGACCAACAGUAAUACAUGUUUAUGAUUCAACACCCACUUCUGGAACUGAUUAUUGUAAUUAUUGUAGAAAACACGUAUCGGAUCCUAUCAUCCGUAUGAAUGAUACAGGUGUAAUGUGGACAGUUAUUUUGUGUUGUGUUUUCUUGCCGUUGGCAUGGGUUCCCUGUUGUAUGGAAGAUUUCAAAACGCGGAAGUGUUCGGAUUGCGGGAGGGCUUUGAAUCAUUAA